Thrips palmi is the source of this 2855-nucleotide messenger RNA. RefSeq names its product fatty-acid amide hydrolase 2-A. The transcript has 10 exons. NCBI's taxonomy places the organism in Eukaryota, Metazoa, Arthropoda, Insecta, Thysanoptera, Thripidae. The record is from RefSeq and is a predicted model, not a curated record. Bases 181 to 1782 code for a protein of 533 amino acids.
CCGUCCCUUCCCUCCACCUCCACCUCCACCCGCCACUCUUACUCAUCAUUCUCAACUCGGCUGGCUCUGGCAUUGACCCUGAAAAAAAGCUCCAGUGUUUCUUUCUGUGCCGCCGAUCACCCAAGGUGCAGGCGAUGCCGUUUAGCAAGCGGAACCGUUGAACAAUUUAAUUCUUUUGGAAUGGCUGGUUCAACUACAAACAUGUCAGUUCGAAGCUUUAAACAUGUCGCAGCACGAGUGUUUCACCGUGUUGUGGAACUCAUUGCACGCGCUCUGUUCAGUAUUGUUUAUUUUGGAUCCAAAGACAAAGUGUCACCUAUAAACAAUAUGCUUCUUCUUGAAUCUGCAUCUUCUUUAGCAUUUAAAAUUCGUACUCAAAAGGUCACAAGUGUUGAAGUUGUUCAAUCCUUCAUUGACCGCAUCAAUGAAACGAAUCCCAUCAUCAAUGGUGUUGUGGACACUCGGUUCUCUGCUGCACUGGAAGAGGCUAAAGCUGCAGAUGAACUUAUUGCUUCUGGAUUGAAGUCUGAGACAGUUCUUGCUAAGGAAAAACCAUUUUUGGGUGUACCUUUCACAACAAAGGAGUGUCUUCAAUCAGAGGGUUUAUGUCAUUGUGCUGGUCUGUACAAGCGGCGUUGUUUGAAAGGAACAAAAGACGCAGAUGCAGUUGCUCACAUGAAGCGAGCUGGAGCUAUUUUGCUGGCUGUGACAAAUGUCUCUGAAUUGGCUAUGUGGUGGGAAAGCCAUAAUUAUGUUCAUGGCCGUUCUCGAAAUUCUUACGACACCAGUCGAAUUGUUGGAGGUUCUUCUGGCGGAGAGGGCACUGUAUUGUCAGCGGGAGCUUCUCCCAUUGGUAUUGGUUCUGAUAUUGGUGGCUCCAUUCGAAUGCCUGCUUUCUUCAAUGGUAUCUUUGGUCACAAACCUUCAAAAUUCAUAGUUUCCAAUGAAGGACAGUUUCCAUGUCCAAGUGAUGAGGAACAUUCUUCUUUCCUUGGCCUGGGACCUAUGAGCCGAUUCGCGUCUGAUCUACUUCCAACACUGAGGGUUAUUGCAGAUAAAAAUGCCUCAAAGCUUAAGCUGGAUGAAAAGAUUGAUAUGAAAAAAAUCAAAGUAUUUUACGCAGAAGAUGAUGGCGGUUCUUUCCUUAUUAGUCCUGUUGAUCCUGACAUCAAGGCAUCCCUCCGUAAUGUUAUAACAUAUCUAGAGAAAGCGCAUGGUAUUAAAGCACAGAAGGUUUCUCUUGACUUGCUUCGAAUUUCUGGACCCAUUUGGUUGGCUAGAAUGAAGAGCAGAGGCAUCUCCCGAUUUGCUCAGGAACUCUCCAAUAAUGAAGGGAAUUUUAAAGUAGGCUGGGAGUUGGUUAAAUGGCUCCUCUGCAUGUCACGCCAUACUUUAAUUGCUCUCUUCACAGUAAUAAUGGAAGGACUGGGUGAGCCUUAUGGUAGCCCCAAACAUCAACAUCUUGUGGAGAAAAGUAACCAAUUGGAAAUGCAGAUCAAUGAUUUGCUCGGCAAUGAUGGUGUAUUUUUAUACCCAACCCAUCCAACACCUGCUCCAUACCACAACGAACCUCUUAUCAAGCCCUUUAAUUUUUCCUAUUCAGCAAUCUUCAACAUCAUGGGUUUUCCAGCAACUGCAAUUCCUCUUGGGCUUGGAUCUGAAGGUUUACCUAUCGGAAUACAAGCUGUAGGGACCUAUGGCAAUGAUCAUCUAACCAUUGCUAUGGCUGUUGAGUUGGAAAAGGCAUUUGGUGGAUGGGUAGCUCCCUCUGUCAGUGUCUGAUUGUACACUAUUUUGAAUUACCAGAAUGAAAGCUUGGUAUUGUUGAAAUUGUUAGAAUCAAUUCUUCAGUUCAAUGUUAAAGUGAAGUGCCUGUUAAAAUGAAUUCAGCACCAAAUCGAAAUUUGCUGACGUCUCCUGUUACCCACUGUGGAUUGUUUACCUGAGUUUGUUUGUUUUUGUUGUAAUUAAGAGGUUUUUUCAUAUCCAAUGAAUUUUUAAAUGUAUUUUCUUCAAAACCUUUUAAUUUAAUUUUUUUUUGGGGGGGGGGGGAGCAGUUAUUUUUAUUUUGUCACUGUUUUGGUUGUGAUACAUUUAGCUUCUUGUGUGUUUCAUUCCGUUACUAGUAUUGGCUUGAAUUUGGGGGUAUAUAAGUGUUACAUUGUUGACACUGACGUAAGGAACCUGUUGUGUUCUCCAGCUCUGAAAAAAAAAAAAAACAAGUUUCUCAGUCUGAGAUUUUUAUUGUAAGACCUUUGUCAGGCAUUGUUUUCAACGACUUCAUAUUCUUCCUGGUUGCCAAAAGUGAGCCACUCAAUUGUGAUGAAGAAGCACAGAGUUUGCAUUUAUAAAACUAUUUUGGUAUCAUAUAGGACUGUUUAUUGUUCAGAGUUGUUUGUUAAAUGAGAAUGAGCUGAUGAUGGUGUUAAGUGUUUGUUGUAUGAAAAUCUAAAUUAUUAUUAAGAUUUGCUUUUUAAUUUGUUUGCCACAUAGAACAUACAAAAAUGCUUUUCAUUACGCUUAUCAUUAUAUAGGACAGAGUUCCCAAGCUCUGCCCUGUAUUCUCCUUGAUCUGCUGCCAAAACUUGGUUUUUAUUCUAUGCCUGCUUUUCCUUUCUUGCUCAAAGUGCUGUGAUGUGUUAAAGAAUCCUCUUGCCCAUUUAUAACUUGCCUUUUGUAUAUUUGUCUUAAGUAUACUGUAGUUUGUGGUUUCACAUGUUGACUUUCAUUCUUCAAAUCCUUCUUUAAUCAAAGUCUGGGGCACUUCUAUUGUUAGCAGUAUUCUAAAGACCAAAUGUUUGCAGUAUUAUAUUCAUCAUUCUGUUGUACAACUAAUCUAUGAAUUAUGCUUUAUA